Messenger RNA from Porites lobata, 5042 nucleotides. NCBI's taxonomy places the organism in Eukaryota, Metazoa, Cnidaria, Anthozoa, Scleractinia, Poritidae. The record is from the annotation of a GenBank genome assembly.
CAACAUGGCGGGUCGUGGCAGAGGAAGAGGGAAAGGACGAGGAUUAUCGUUUGAUGUGGGAAUGAUUGGUUUUGGGCGCGGAGAAGCGCUACCCACCGCAAUACUUCAACCUCCUCCACUUUUUCCAGUAAGUGAAUUUCUCCUUGCUUAAAAUGUGUGAAUAUAAGGUAUUGCUGCUAGGCAUUUUCUGCAGGGACGACUUUAAUUAUUAAAGAACGGGUCAUAUCACAAUAGAUCACAUAGAUGCUUUUGUUGUUUAUUGAUAUUGAAGUAGGUCGCAUUGCAUUCUAUAGAUUUCUCCAAAAUUUAUUCUCUUAUUUUACCAUACCAGCCACUUGAUGUAAAGCCAUUGCCACUCAGGCAGACAGAUGCUGAUGAAUACAUGCUGGCACUGAAGCAGGAGUUGAGAGGAUGCAUGCGAGAGCUUCCCUACUUCAUCAAGACCUCAGUCAAAACAAAGGGUGAGAAAAAUUCAAUAUUUUCAAUCAAUAUGCGGCAAGAUGAAGUGAACCUGCGUUCUGAUUGGCUACCCAAGCAGGCACACUUGGAAUACCAAGUUGGUCUCAGAAGAAAAAAUUCUCUUUCUGGCCGUAUAAUAAAUCCUUUAUUGAGUAAGCUUAAUCGGUCAAGAUGGUUUGAUAUUGGCCUUGUUCUGUUUUUGCAUUUUUAUUGACCUCUCCGAGUAGAAACGCAAAAAAGAAAUAGGCCACUUGCACUAAGAGGUCACGUGACCAAUGCUUCCUUUAAACAAUGAGUUGGAAUCUUGCUGAUGCCAAAAAUUGACAGAGCACUUAAAAAUUAGCUUACACCCAAAGUUUGAGAGGAAAUGCAUGUAAGGGAGAUAGUUUAUGGCACUUUGCAUUGAUUUUUCAACAAAGUAGUGUGAUUUGUAUUGGCCGCCAUGUUGGAGGGCAUACUCUUGCCUUCCAAUAUGGCGGCCAAAACUACUUUUUGCUUAUAUCUUGUUAAACGUUUGAUAGUUACGCUCAGAUUUGCUGUAAACGUUACCACACAUUUUUUCAACAUCCUUCUUGAAGUUUAAGUGGAAAGCUUGUGUUCAGAAAGAAGUAAUUCAUAAUUUUAAAAAUAACAUUUUGGUCACUUGACCAGUUGCAAACUUACUCAUUUUAAGAAAAUGGUGCGGGUUUGAAAAACUAAAUCACUGUUAUUUUGUUUAAGAUAUGACCCACUAAUCGUUUUUCGAAGGCAAAAUCAUAUAACUUUCAUUUUCAUGAAAACUAUGUCACAUGACCUCUUAGUGCAAUGGCCUAUUGACCAAUAUCCCUCCCACUUUUCUUUCUAGCAGUCUUUGCUUGCCUUUUAGAUGCCUUACCCAAGUUAUUGGCUGCAUUGCUUGUGCAGGCCGGGGUGCCACAACAAGUGAAGCCUGAGUUUCAAUGCAAUGACCACUGACUAAUGCAUCAGUCAAUUCCAGCUGUGCCCAUAUAUUAUUAUUAUUAUUAUUAUUAUUAUUAUUAUAGCAGGGUUCUCCAGAUUUCAAGUGACAGGGAUGAUCAAAGGAUUUUUUUGGGGGGGUGGUAGAAAUUUUCAGUUCCAGGAUUUUUGGGGGGUUAGAAAUUUGGCAAGUACUUUGUGGGUGGUUCGAUUUAAGUAGGGACUUUUUUGGGGUAUUCAAAACAAUCUGAAGAUUUGUAGUAUUGCCCACCUUUCACGGCCUGUUUUAAUAUUUUUUGUUUCAUAUUGCAUCUGUUUCAUGAAACUAGUUAAUAAGGCUUGGAAAUUCAGCAUGGGAAUUUUGGGGGGUUAAUUUUUGGUCUAGGGACUUUUUAGGUUUUGUUGGGAUUUUUUUAGGCUUUGUUUUUUUGCCUAUCCUCCCCGCAGACGUCUCAUGGGGUUCGUUUGUUACGCAUUCAUUUCUCCCCCACAGAGAGAAAUGAAUGCGUGACGAACGAACCCCAAAGAACAUCUGCGGGGAGGCUAUUUUUUGCCCCCUUUGAUCAUCCGUGUCACUUGAAAUCCAGAGUACUCCACUGGGCCUUAACCCCUUGGUUCCACAGUUUUGUAUUCACCUCGCAAAGAGACCUUCAUAUUAUCUGUAGUACUUAAUUCUUUACCAACAUUUUUACAUGCUAGAUAUUGAGAGGUUCUCUGAUAGAUACAGAGAGAAGCAGACAGACGAAGGCUUAGAUUGGCAGCCAGGUAACAUCUCAGUUUUAUUAAUUUAUUAUAUUAUUUAUCUGACCUUAAAAGAUGUUCCUCAACAGAACAUGUUUUAAAGACUAAUCUAUCUCUCAGAAAAAAAAAUCUCUCAUCCUUAACACACCUAAUCAGAAAUUUUCUUGCAUUUACAAACAAAAUGCAAAUGAACAACAUAAACUCCCUGAUAAUGUUAUCUUGCAGACUGGAAGUUAUUUCCCAGUGAGCUUAAGAUUAAAGUGAGAAAACACCGCCUUAACAAGAGCGCAAGUAAGUACUUAGAAAGAACGCACCGUAUUUACAGGACUGAUUUUAAAAGUGCUAUGAUUUUUCUUUGCUUAACAAGUUCAUCGUAAAAUUUGUGAUUCAUGCAGGCAAAGAUUUCUAUUGAUGUUCUUUUAGGACCAAGGAUUCCAAGGCUGGAAGGGAAGAAUAAGAGAACAUCUGAUGCAGAAGCCUUGAAGCAACUUGAUGUAAGCUAUUAUACAGUCAUUAACUGAUUUAGCAUCCCAUUCCAGGAAAUUAACCCAUUCGCUCCUGGAGAUUUUGCCGAAAAACGCGUUUUGAAGCUAGUCGAGUGGUUUUCUGGUCACUGUCGUGCUAUAAAGAGCUAAAACUUACCACAAACCGGUUUACAGGUCGUACACUUGGCGGCCUUCUGAUCCAGAUGCAAAAUAUCAGCUUACGAAGCUCGGGCAUGCGCAGAAAGCAAAAUUUCGACAUAGUUUUUGGGUUUAAAAGUGACACAGCAGUCUUGACUUUUACUUUUCGCUUUCUCUCCUCCCUUCUUUUUUGGCUUUUCUUGCCUCAUUUUUUUUUUCUCUUGCUGGGCAUUUAGUAGGCUUCAUUUUGGUGGGAAGAGUUUUUAGGAAAGCUUUUAGGAUCUUAGGAUUAGGUGAAAGGAAAGGUAGGUGGGUAAUGGAACAAGAUUUUCAUGGAGAUUUUCAGGUCCUUGUCACGUGGUUUUUUGCUUCUUUCUCCGGUGUCCUUGACUGAAUUGUGCUCAUUCUGGUAUGGUUUGAAAGAUCUCUUCACCCUGCACAAGUUAGCGAAGAAAGUUGUCCUUGACCGUUAAAACUGAUGACGUCACAAAGGGUAGAAAGGACCUGGAUCCGCACGGGCGGUUACGGGCGGUUCAGGGGCGAAUGGGUUAAAGAUACACAUUUAGGAUUCUGACCCUACUGUGUAUGAUAUAGAUGGCACUGGAUUUGAAGAUUAUCAAAUGGAUUCAUCGAAGUACCCUGUCUCCUAUGAAGAAUUAUCCACUUUUAGUAUAGAAUGACUAAAUUUAGUCAUUUAAUACUAAAAUGGGUGAAAAAGAUGUGAAGAAAUGGUUUUUAGCAUUUUUGAUAAACAGACUAUAAUUCAACCUUUAAUUUUAUAAAACUACCAUUUUGCGUUGAAGAAUUGCAAACAUGCAUUAAUCUUAGGUUUUCCUUCAGUCAUGUAAAUUACACCCAGCUAAUUUUGAAAUGCAAAAUAAUAAGCCCCUCAGUGGAUGUGCCCCUUCCAAAAUAUUAGCUCCUCCAAAAUUUCUUUUUAAAUAAGUCCUAAAGUUUUUCUGUUGGAAUUUUAUCUUGAUUUGGUAUCCACAGGGAACCUAGUCACUUAUUAAACUCGAGGAUUUCAGUUACAAAGCUUUAAGGAAACCGAUAAAAAUGCUAUAUAAGUACAUGUGUUGCUUUUAAUUCCAGGAAAUGGUUAAGAAGGAGGUGGAAGAAGAUCAGUCCGAAGAUAAGAAGGAAGAAGAAGCUGAGGACGAGAGUGGCGAUGAAGAGCUUGAAUAUGAUGAAGAAGAACAGGAAGAAGUAAAUACAUUAUUGUAAAAAUAUUUGUUUUGAUUAACUGAAUGAAACCACAAUUUGCCAAUGCAGACUCCAAAAUAACGGCCGGUCAACAGACAAUUUCUAGCGAUGAUAAACACUUGUCCGGACAAACUUUCGGUUUGCCGGUCAUUUUGACCGGACAUGUAAAGAAGCGACUAGAAAAAAACACUUCUUCACACCAUUACAUUUCAAGAGGACAAGCAUCUUUUUGCGCUUUAUGUUUUUGUUUGUUGGGCUAGUACGUUCAAGUUAUUACCCUUUUAUUUUUAACAUUAAUUUUUGAAUGGUCAGAAGAGAGACGAGACAUGAAAAUUUCUGUGGCCAGUCAACAUGACCGGCAACAGUCCCAAAUUUAUUUUGAACCCUUCAAUGCCUUCAACCCUUCAUGCAGACAUUCUUAAGGGUUCGUCAUGUGUUCCUGACCAACGCAUGACGAACCCCUAAGAAUGUCUGCUUUGGAGGCUAUUCAAUGCAAACAUCAGCAAAGGAAAUAAAGAAAUUUGAAACAAAGUCAUACUGUAUUUUGUUAAUCACAGUCCGCACCCCAUUCAGUAAGGUUCUCAAAAGGGGUGCAUAAGAUAAGGCCAUAAGUGACUGAUCUCACAGCAGAUUCUCCCAUCAAAUUUAUAUGCAAACAUCAGGAUAUUUGAGUGAAGAAUCUAGCAGGUUACCAGGCUGUCACAACUGUAUUUAAUUGACAGAAUGUUUUACCUUGACAGGAGAAUGACUACUUGGUUUCCCAUUUUGAUGAUGAUGAGGAUGCAUUUAUGGAUGAUGAUGACAUGGAUGAAGGGCCGAUAUACUAAUGCAGUGAAGGCCAGAACCAUGGUGGCAUUUUGCAGUCUAUGCAGCACUGUGAACAGACAGCGGGUGCAAUUGAGGUAUCAUAGGAAUGAUUGGCAGUCAGGAUCACAAUUUAUUGACAAUCCAACAGUCACUGACAGCAUCACUCUGACUGAAGUCAGUUAACGCUACCAUAGUAGCUGUAGGCUCACUUAUUACUACACCUCACUCAGAAACAGUUCCUUUCUCUUUCAAAGAGAUAACUACAUGUGUUUG